ACUCUUUUUCACAACAACAAACAACGAUGACUACCUCUUCCACCACCUCGGUAGCACCGCUAGCAAACAUUAAACCGAAACGUUGAAGCUCUUUACUCCAACGUUGCGCUUAUUAAGUGGUUUCAACACACUGUCGUCAUAGUUACUAAUUACUCCAUUUACGUUGUCUACUACCUGGCUUGUUAUGUUAGUUUAACUCUGGGCUAGUCGCUAAUGCUGACUAAGUAACAUCCCUGACCAUGAGUUCACUAAACGACUCCCCUCCUGCUAAAGAAGAAGAGGUCUGCUGGACGGAGAAAGAAACUGGGGCUGAACGUUGUCGUGAAAGAAAAAGAGGAGGAUGAUGAAGAGGAUGCCGUUUUUGGAGUGAAGGGGGGGAAGGAGGAGGAAGAAGAAGCUUUCAGAAUAAUAAAGGAGGAAGAUGAGGCUAUCACAUUGAAAGAAGAAGAGAAGGAUGUAAUAGUGAAAGAAGAGGAGGCCAUCUCAAUAAAAGAGAAGGAAGACGUUUUGGGAGUGAAAGGGGAGGAGGAGGCUGAAGAUCUGAAUAACACCACAGGAGAGAGACCAGAUUCUAACUCUGACAGCGGGAAGAGUCCCUCAGUGGAACCAGACCCAGAGAUGCCCAAACCAGAAAGACGACACCCCUGCUCCCAAUGUGGAAAGAGUUUUACUACAUUAGAAUACCUGAAAGUACAUAAAAGAAUAAUACACUUUGGAGAAAAGCCAUACCACUGUUCAGACUGUGGUAAGGAAUUUAGCCGGUUAGAUGGCCUGAAACAACAUGAGAGAAUACACUCUGGGGAGAGGCCUCAUCACUGCUCUCAGUGUGGAAAGAGUUUUAGCUGGUUAGGGAGCCUGAAAAUACAUGAGAAAACACAUACAGGGGAGAAGCCUUACCACUGCUCUCAUUGUGGAAAGAGAUUCUCCCAGUUAGGGCAUCUAAAAGGGCAUAAGAGAACGCACACUGGAGAGAGGCCUUACCACUGCUCCCAGGGUGGGAAGAGAUUUACCCAGUUAGGAAACCUAAAAAAUAAUGAGCUAAUACACUCUGUAUAUAAGCCUUAUCACUGCUCCCAGUGUGAAAAUACAUUUUUCUCAUCAGAUUCUCUGAGAAAACAUGAGACAACACACUCUGAUGAGAAACCUUUCCAUUGUUCCCAGUGUGGCAAGAAUUUUUUUGCAUUAGGGUCCCUGAAGGAACAUGAGCGAACACACACAGCAGAGAAACCCUACCAUUGCUCUAAGUGUGUAAAGACUUUUUCCUCAUCAAAAUACCUCAAGAAACAUAAAAGAAUACACUCUGGAGUGAAACCUUACCACUGCCCCCAGUGUGAAAAAAGUUUUGCCCGCCCGAGGGACCUGAAAUAUCAUGAGGACACACACAGGAGAGAAGCCUUACCGCUGUUCUCAGUGUGGAAAGACAUUUUCUUAUCAGGACAACUGAAAAGACAUGAGCUAACACACUCUGUUGAGAAGUCUUUCCACUGCUUCCAGUGUGGGAAGGAUUUCACCCAGUCAAGAUACCUGAAAAAACAUGAGCUAAUACACUCUGUGGAGAAACCUUACCACUGCUGCCAGUGUGAAAAAAGUUUUACACGGUCGGGGGACCUAAAAUAUCAUGAGAGGACACACACAGGAGAGAAGCCUUACCGCUGCUCCCAGUGUGGAAAUAAAAAAAAAUUAUCAGGACACCUGAAAAGACAUGAGCUAACACACUCUGUAGAGAAACCUUUCCACUGCUUCCAGUGUGGGAAGGAUUUCACCCAGUCAAGAUACCUGAAAAAACAUGAGCUAAUACACUCUGUGGAGAAACCUUAAUGUCCGAAGCCAUUAUUUAUACUGUGUAAUUUAAUCCUUUUUACAUUUGUGUACCUUUUACCAUCCAUAUCAAUUCGAACCUGUCUAUGCAUACAGGAAACCAUUAUUUCCUUCACCACUUAACAAAAAGGAACUGUGUGACAAACCUGGACGUUCUUUAAAAGAAGUGGUCAUUUUUAGAAUGUUGGGACAUUGUUUGAAGCCACAUCACAUGGACUUAACGUUUAUCAGGAAACACACACAGUGCUCCCAUUGGCUGAUAUCUUUGACUGAGAAUGGGUUUAUGUUUAUGCCACAUUAAUAAAAUAAAGAUGGGUCUUAUAAAAGCAUACUUCACUGCUGAAUUUGCAAGAAUAUAACUUUUCUUUCAUUUUGAUUUCGGCACAAAUUAAAAUGUGUCACUGACAUGGAUUGAUGUUUCAGCAUCGUGCGACAUAAACGUGCAGUUACAAGCCUAGCUCAAGCAUGCUUGAGUGGGUGCCAGAUCAAUAUCCAUCUUCAUAAUACGGAUAGCAUGUAGCCUGAGCUAGAAUGUGAAGCUAACUAGUUGGCUAGCUUUAUACAGUACAAGAGAGUAGAUCUAGCUAGCUUUAUACAGUAUAAGCCUGAGUAGAUCUAGAUAGCGUUAUACAGUAUAAGCCUGAGUAGAUCUAGCUAGCUUUAUAUAGUAUAUGUCUGAGUAGAUCUAGCUCUCUCUCUCCAGACAUACUCAAACCUAGGAGAGGCCCUCAUUUAUAGAACACAACCCCGCUGAUGGUUCUGGUCAUGGUUGGGGUCAAACAGGGUUCAAACCGACUUUCAGACCCUCAACCCCCCCCCCCCCUAGAAUAUUGCUGUGAUGUUUAAACUUUAUUUGUAGAUGUAGAACUUGAAAUAGAAUUGACUUUAGAUUUUUUUAAACAAUGAUAUUAGACUAAAAUGUAGUUUAAAAACUAAGCCUUUUAUGAUUCAGGGCUCUUGGUCUCUAACCCCUCACCUGCUGCUUUUAGUUGCUCCUCCGCCAGGUCUUUGUUCCUCUGCCCCGACCACUUCCCACCCUUCCCCCAUUUUCUGCAACAUGGCCUGGCCAAAGAUACUUAUAACUAACUCCCCAAUUAGUAGAGCUAGAGAGAGAGAGUGUUUGAGUCUAGCUUUGAUGUCUGUUUAAAAUGUUGUGACAUUCAAGUUUGUUAUGUUUAAUAUAGCUGGACUAAGAUUGAAACCCUGUCUCCCUCUCCAAUUUAUUUGGAUAUAUUGAAUAAAGUUGGACUCAGAGUGCAACCUUGUCUCGCUCCCCAAUUAAUUUGUAAGCUUUGAAUAAAGUUGGACAAAGACUGCAACCUUGUCUCACUUCCCAAUUAAUUUGAAAAUGUUGAAUAAAGUUAGUUGGCCUCAGUCUGCAACCAAGUCUCACUCCCCAAUUAAUUUGUAUAUAUUGACCAAAGUUGGACAAAGACUGCAACCUUGUCUCGCUCCCCAAUUCAUUUGUAUAUAUUGAAUAAAGUUGGCCUCAGACUGCAACCUUGUCUCAAGAAGACAUACCACUGCUCUCAUUGUGGAAAGACAUGGACCUGAAAUCACAUGAGAGAAAAGAGAGGCUGUGUUCUGACUUUUGCUUUUGACUGAAAAUGUCUGUUUUUCUCAUGUAAUCUAAUUGUAUAUAUAAAAUCAUACUCAUGA
This is a messenger RNA of Salmo salar (Atlantic salmon), 3477 nucleotides long. RefSeq lists its product as uncharacterized. The record is from RefSeq and is a predicted model, not a curated record. Lineage: Eukaryota; Metazoa; Chordata; Actinopteri; Salmoniformes; Salmonidae. Gene Ontology annotation, molecular function: DNA-binding transcription factor activity, RNA polymerase II-specific. Gene Ontology annotation, biological process: regulation of transcription by RNA polymerase II. Gene Ontology annotation, cellular component: nucleus.